Molecule: messenger RNA, 3702 nt
Organism: Ectocarpus sp. CCAP 1310/34
Lineage: Eukaryota; Phaeophyceae; Ectocarpales; Ectocarpaceae
Source: the annotation of a GenBank genome assembly
UCCUCUUGGAUUUGAAGAAGGGACCCACGGACGAGGAUAUNGUCCUCUUGGAUUUGAAGAAGGGACCCACGGACGAGGAUAUACAAGUGUUGUAUGCCGACGUAACGAAGAAGCUCGGGCAAGCCGCGAGUAUUUUGUCUGAUAAGUUUUCACCGAUAGUCGCCGUAGCCCUCGUGGACCAAUUUCUGGCGACGGUCAAUGUGCAAGCAGGCGGGGCAGGUGCUACAACGACGGGAGGCCGGGGGGCGGCUCUCUUCAUGGCCAACCCUGGUUCUGUUCGCCUGUCCGCUAGGACAAGUAAUAAUUGAUGGCGUGUUGCUGCAGAAAAAUUCACCAGAGGGGGUAGCAAGAGAGCCGCGACUUCGGGGUCCCAACCCUAGUUUCGUUUUUGCAUACUCGAAGUACAUACCGUAGCGGUACGCCGCCCUACAUUUGCGACGUCACCGGUGCAUGUGCCUGUACCAUGUGUUGUCCCCCCCCCCACCCAGCGGCCGGUUAAGGCUCGGUGUGAUGUUUCAUUUUCGCUUCCGCGUUAUUGUGCCGAUCGCCGUCUGUGAUGUUAUCGUCCCGAGCCAUUUGUUUUGUGGUUGUAUUUGUAUGUCUGUUUUGUUGCUGCGGUUUAGCGUUCGAUGGGACCAUCCUGUUCCUGUCCUGUUUUUCUGCCUUUUGUUCGAUUUCCUUUUUCUCUCAUUCUUCGUCUGUCCCUUUUUUGGCCGUGUUGGAUCGUCUCCAAGGUCGUUUUUAUUGUUUGAGUCAGUCUAUCAUCAAAUCGCGCUUGGAUAUUUAUUUUCUGGGUCUCAAUUUCUGCGUCUGUGGUUGUCGACCUGUAUGUUCUGAGCAGGUGGUGCGAACGAAACGAUGCCUGCAGAUUCUGUGCCUGCAGAUGAUGUUGUCGUUCUGCCCAUGUCCCUGUGUGCGCCCGUGUACCAACGCAGUGGUGUUUCCGUGGUUUCCUUGGUUUGACGUCGGGGUCAGAAUAUUCAGUAAUUUACUUUUGAAGUAAAGGGUGCCGUUUGUUCGGGGAAAUAUCGAUAGUUGUUGUAGCCACGACGACGUUGGAUCGGGCGUGAACGUCAACGAAUUUGACCGCAAGAACGUGACCGCAGGAACGUGACCGCAGUAGACUGAAUUACGCAACCUACAACGCGUUCUUCUUGCAUGAGUUGGACUGCUGCGGGUACACAAUAGAAGUGUGUGGGAUGACGGCAGACACAUUCAUCCCACAGCCCGACUGUCCGCCCUACAUUUUGGGAAUAAAUAUCUUUCUUUUGAGUUCACGCCCACGGGUGUAUCUUGAAAUGCAGAUCAUGAUCAAGGAUCCGACAGCGCUUACUGACGAAGUACAGCGAACAAGAGGCACUAACGACUAAACCCUACCCGAACCCUGCCCGCACCGACAUCCUACAAUCCUCUUGGCCCCGUCCAAGUGUCCCCACUGCCUACUCGUCCUCUACGCUCUCUCCCGGAAGCGGGUGGAUUUCUCUGUGCACCAGAGCCAUGCAGGAUAAUAUUCCUCGUCCCUUGCACCAUCGCGUCCUUCUCCUCUGCGGCCUAGCGCCUCCUAGGUAUCCCCAGCGGCGGGUGGGUCGUGCGGGCCGCUGCUGCCACCUUCAGACGGCUCUCCGCCGCGUGAUGAACAGCUAGCUGUUGCUUCCUUUGUAGGAGGAGGAGGAGAACCACUUCGGGGACGCCCUGGCUGGUUUCCCGGGGUUUCCACCGGGAUGGAUGUUUGGACUGUGGUUCUCUCUGACAAUCCAUCGAUUGUAAAUAGGCGCUCCCGGAAUUUCAUGGUGUUCGUAUAGGAUUUUCAAGGCAUUUCUGAGGGGGGGAUGAUAACUCUUUGAAUAUUUCGGCAAACACGAACUCAAAACAUCCCGCAUCUCCUUUUUUUUGCUUUGUAUCGGCGGGGCUUGAGUAAGAACGAAGAUACUCAUGAAAAAAAAAAAGUGUUGAUAUGUGUAUAUAUGGCGCCUUCCUGGGGCGGGACAGGAAAUGUGGCCCAUGCGCACCGGCUUGUUUCCCAUGUUUGUUUGAGUACUUCAAUCGACUGGAGGCCCUUUUUUCUGUACAAUGACCCCACGAUACCCACGCACGUUGAACUCUUCAUUUUUGCCACUACUGAAUGAACGUUAUACGCACGGCCAUACAUACUGUUGUAGCACACAGAGAACCCGCCAACGAAAAAGGGGGAACAAAACAAUACACCAUGCACUGCAACAACACCACUGACAACAACACGCAGACAGAUAAUAACCUAUUGAUAUACCCAUGUCGACAUAUUACGUACGUGCGCUUCAACACCACACGACACAGAAUAAACGUGUACAUCACUUAGGGUUAAUGUACUCUGACGGGGCCGACUUGCGGUGAGCAAUAUAAUAAAGGUGUCCCUCUUCUGUACUGCUUCCGCGCCCUGGAGUCCGUCGCGGUACACCUCGUUGAAGUUGGCCACCGUCCUGCAGAACUUUUGCACAAUUGCUAGACUCAAGCGGUCUUCGGCCACCGCGUAGCUCUUAGAAACAUUGGUCCGCAAGCACGCGAUAGUGUACUUGCAGUGCUGCCGGACCCAAUACUUGGAUCUACCCCACACUAGCUCUAUCGGGUUGAUCUCGCAGUGGAACUUGGGGAGCAUGAUUGCCACUCCUUCAUGGCGCAUCUCUAAGACCACUAGGCUAGGCUCUACGCUCGCGAAGUCCUCCUGCGUACCCAAUACCACCGGCAUACACAACGCUGGGUCAUACUUCUGUUGGCCUUUCUUGGUUCCUUUCAUGCUCAUGUUCGUGUUCCAGAGCCCCCUCUCAAACAAAACUUGCUUUAGCCCCUUGAGCUUGCCAAUGUGAUCCUCGGCACCCGGGUCGUAGAAAGGACUCUCGCCCUCCUGAAAGGCUCAAAAGAUCAGUUUGGUAGCUGUCUUGUGUGUCUCAUAUAUGUUUUGUUGUGGAAUUUCAUGUCGUUAAAUGUGAGAAGGGCACGGGAGAACAUUUCUCAUCAUUGCCUCCUGAUGACGUGGUCGCCGAUAGAGGCGUAUGGUUGAUGAGGUUUCAUCACCGACAUGUGGGUGUGUGUUAAAUGCAGUGGGUGUGUUCACCUCUCUCGUCCGUGGGUAGGCAGGAGGUAUGGCUACCUCUCCCAUUUGUAGGCAGCGUGGACCAUACUUGUAAAUAUAGACAGAGUUCAUCAUCAACGAGCUCGGGGAUUAUUCCGCCGCAGUAAAAUGGUUCUGAAAGAGAGCUUUUCGAAUCUGCAAUAUUUUUCGCGGGGUUUGCCGUGUUCGUGAGCCCUAGCCCUGCUAAGGGCCGGCGGACUUGGGGCUGCUGUAUAACUGUGUGUAUUAGCUCGNGACUUGGGGCUGCUGUUUAACUGUGUGUAUUAGCUCGCAUGAGAGAGGAGAGAGGGAGAAGGAGGAGAGGCCCCAAUUCUCGAGAGAACACGGGGACUCCGCACUAUCAUCCAAAGCCUCUCAGCACAUACCCUUCAAGUUGUCCCAGCUGCGUCCUACGUAACGGCUACUUUUCGACUAUCUACUUCUACCCACGAACACCCUCCCUGGUUCUUUACGCCAUUGAAGAACCUCUAGUGCGUCGAAAAUACGUCCGAAAAACCGAAACACAACGACAAACCAAAAGUAAAGGGGAAACCCGGCCACCGGAUCAAAACCCCUCAGAAAUUCAACGCCUCACGCCGAUCAUAUCACGAAAGAUU